Molecule: messenger RNA, 1500 nt
Organism: Penicillium pulvis
Lineage: Eukaryota; Fungi; Ascomycota; Eurotiomycetes; Eurotiales; Aspergillaceae
Product: putative MFS multidrug transporter
Exons: 2
Coding region: 1-1500 (499 amino acids)
Biological process (GO): transmembrane transport
Molecular function (GO): transmembrane transporter activity
Source: RefSeq, a predicted model, not a curated record
AUGCAGACCGAUGCUCCGGCUACAAAGUCACCGGCCUCGUCUCCAGAAGCGCCCUACAGCAUUUUUGAUAAAAGGCAAAAAUGGCUCAUUAUUGCCCUUGUAUCCACUGCUGCAACUUUAGUCUCCGGCUUCGCUUCAAAUAUCUACUUUCCCGCUCUACCGACCAUCGCGGGGGACAUGAACGUCUCCACAGAGCAAAUCAACCUGACUGUUACCUCUUAUCUGAUAUUUCAAGGCAUUGCACCAAAUCUUUGGGGUCCUAUCUCAGACGUCAAAGGGCGUCGGAUUGCGUAUGCUGGCACAUUUAUCGUCUUCCUCGGCGCUUGCAUCGGUCUGGCAGAAGCAAAGAAUUAUGCCACUUUGAUUGUUCUACGAUGCCUUCAGAGUGCUGGUAGUGCUAGCACGAUUGCUAUUGGAUCUGGCGUCAUUGGUGAUAUUACUACCCGUGCAGAGCGUGGAGGUUUCAUGGGUAUUUUCCAAGCGGGAUUGCUUGUCCCAGUUGCCGCAGGCCCAGUGAUUGGAGGUGCAUUAGCGGGAACUCUGGGGUGGAGAGCAAUAUUUUGGCUCUUGGUCAUAUACAGCGGCGUUUUCUUUUUGGCAUUGCUAGCUCUACUUCCGGAGACUCUGCGGUCAGUGGUCGCAAAUGGAAGUCGGGUUCCUUCGAACUGGAUGGCUGAAUAUCCGCUCAAUUUCUACCACAAAACUACAAAAGUUGAAUGGGAUCAGGAUACAACACCACCGCCUGGUGAGAAGAAGCGAAUAGAUCUCACUGGCCCAUUUUGUAUCCUUAUACGCAAGCAUGCUGCCCCUAUCAUCGUAUUCCUCGCAAUCUAUUAUGCGGUGUGGCAGAUGAGCAUCACCGCUAUGUCGUCUCUUUUCAAAAAUCGAUACGGCUUGCGCGAGACACAAAUCGGCCUGACCUUCAUCGCCAACGGAGUUGGGUCAAUGGUUGGGACAUUGAUCACCGGCAGAAUACUCGACAUGGACUAUCGGAGAAUUAAGGCUGAGUUUGAAGCUCGAUCAGCUGCGAAUAUUGAAGUAUGUAUGGAUGGGCUCCGUACGACUGAGCAAGAGGACUUCCCUCUCGAAAAGGCUCGUCUCCGACUCAUCCCUGUCUUUGCUGUGCUGCAAUGUCUCUCUCUGAUUUUGUUUGGCUGGACCAUCCAGUACUCAGUCCAUAUUGCGGUCCCAAUCAUUUCAACCUUCAUUACGGGAUGGACGGUCGUAUCUAUGCAAUCCGUUAUCAUGACCUAUCUCGUGGAUAUUUACCAUGAAAAGAGUGCGGCAGCUAGUGCCAGUAUUAAUCUCGCUCGAUGCUUGUUCGCUGCUGGAGGCACGAGUUUUGUCAUGCCACUCAUCGAUGCAGUUGGAGUUGGAGUGACCUUCACGAUAUGUGCUGGUAUUCAAUUGUUCGCAUUGGGUGGCCCGCUUGUACAGUGGAGAUUUGCUGCUGGGUGGAGGAAAGCAGAGCUUGAAGAAAAAAGCAGACCGGGAGCUUGA